AUGAAACUCUCCGUCUUCAGCACCAAAUCCUACGACCGCACCUACCUCGACGAAGUCCUCACAACACGCUUCCCCACCCUCUGCACAAUCGAAUACCACGCCUUCGCCCUAACCGAAGAAACCGCUCCGCUCGCCCUAUCCAGCAACGCAGUAAGCGUCUUCGUGAACGACACGCUCGACGCACCCGUCCUCCGAGCCCUACACGCCGGCGGCGUCCGUGCAAUCCUCCUCCGCUGCGCAGGCUUCAACCACGUCGAUCUCAGCACGGCCGAAGAACUAGGCCUCUUCGUCGCGAACGUUCCAGCAUAUUCCCCCGAGGCCGUCGCCGAGUUUGCAGUCACGCUUAUCCAGACGCUGAAUCGGAAGACGCAUCGGGCGUAUAAUCGGGUGCGGGGAGGGAAUUUUAAUAUCGAGGGUUUACUGGGCACGACGCUUCAUGGGAAGACGGUGGGGAUUGUAGGGGUAGGACGGAUUGGACUUGCUGCUGCGAGGAUCUUUCUCGGGUUUGGAUGUCGGUUGUUAGCGUAUGAUCCGUUUGCUGGAGAGGAGUUCAAGCAGUUCGGGACGUUGGUGAAACUGGAUACGCUGCUGCAGGAGAGUAAUAUUGUCAGUUUGCAUUGUCCGUUGACAGAUGGCACGAGACAUUUGAUUAAUGGGGAAACGCUGGCGCGGAUGAAACCCGGUGCUAUGCUGGUGAAUACCUCGCGUGGAGGAUUGAUUGAUAGUGCGGCUGUGAUUGAGGCGCUGAAGACGAGGCAUUUGGGUGGGCUGGCGUUGGAUGUGUAUGAGGCGGAGGGGGAGUUGUUUUAUAAUGAUCAUUCUGGGGAGAUCAUUGAUGAUGAUGUUUUGAUGCGGUUGAUGACGUUUCCUAAUGUGUUGAUUUGUGGGCAUCAGGGGUUCUUUACGAGUGAGGCGCUGACGGAGAUUGCGGGUGUGACGUUGUCGAAUCUUUCUGAUUUUGCGGAUGGGCGGUCGUGUCCUCGUUCUCUUGUUGCCGAGGGACAUGUACUGGUCCGGACGGAUACGGCACCUGUGCGGUUGUAA
This is a messenger RNA of Penicillium subrubescens, 1044 nucleotides long. RefSeq names its product 2-hydroxyacid dehydrogenase. Gene Ontology annotation, molecular function: D-lactate dehydrogenase (NAD+) activity; NAD binding. NCBI's taxonomy places the organism in Eukaryota, Fungi, Ascomycota, Eurotiomycetes, Eurotiales, Aspergillaceae. The record is from RefSeq and is a predicted model, not a curated record. The transcript has a single exon. The coding region runs from base 1 to 1044 and encodes 347 amino acids.